GGCGGGAGGGCGGGCGUCUUCGCGGGCGGGCGUGGAACCGGCUGCAAACAGCGGCAGACGCCGUUUAAGAGGCGCCGUAAGCGGAGGAGCUGGUCGCGAGGGUCCGCGGUGCGGGGGUCUCGGAUCGAGGCGGCCGAUUCUUUCCGUCCCCGCCUGCGUUGGGUCUCUGGACAACAGGGCGGGGGAGAACCAGUGACCGUCUCUGUGACUGGAAAAAUCAAGAGAUCAGCUUCAUCCUGGAGGAGCCCUGCUUGCAAAUUCUGUUGUGACAGGUUCUCCAGUCUGGAGGGUUCCAAUGGACUGCUAUGAAAUGCAUGUGUAACAGGCUGAAUGAUCUGCCUGCGCCUGGCCCUGCCUGACCCCAGGCAACUCCCCAGUGAUCAUGUGGUGGCUGCUCCUUCCUGUCACCAUCGUAGCUGGUGUCCUGCUCUCCUGGCCACCCCCUGUUUGGGGCACCCGUAUUGUCUUCACGGUCACAGACAUGGCCCUUACCCAUCUGGCUGUGCACCAUGAGACUGGGGAUGUCUACUUGGGUGCCGUCAACCGCAUCUACAAACUCUCAGCCAAUCUGACCCAGAUACGGGCUCACACCACGGGGCCAGUGCCGGAUGACCCCAGAUGCUACCCUCCCCCAGGUGUCCGGCUCUGUGCCCAUCGGCUGUCCCCUGCUGACAAUGUCAACAAGCUGCUUCUGAUUGACUAUGCUGGCAACCGUCUUGUGGCCUGUGGCAGUGUUUGGCAGGGAGUGUGCCAGCUCUUGCGGUUGGAGGACUUGGCCAAACUAGGGGAGCCUCACCAGCGCAAAGAGCACUACCUUUCGGGGGGGCGUGAACCAGACGCCAUGGUCGGUGUGAUUGUGGAACAGCUGAGAGAGCCCAGCCAGUUCUUCGUGGGCACUUCAAUCGGAGGACGUUCGGAGUACUUCCCUACACUCUCCAGCCGCCGGCUUACUCCUGAUGCCACCAGCCCAGAGAUGUUCAGCCUGGUGUAUCAGGAUGAGUUUGUCUCUUCUCAAAUCAAGGUCCCUUCUGACACUCUCUCGCUCUACCCUGCCUUUGAUAUCUACUACGUGUCUGCAUUUGUGUCUGGCGGUUUUGUGUACUUCCUCACUUUGCAGCUUGACACUGCUCAGACGCCCCUCGAGCCUGCUGGAGGUCCCGUUGGCCCUGGCGCAACGGGUGGGGAGCGCUUCUUUUCAUCCAAGAUUGUGCGCCUGUGUGCCAAUGACACAGAGUUCUACUCUUACGUGGAAUUUCCUCUGGGCUGCUCCAAGGACGGGGUGGAAUACCGUCUGGUCCAAGCGGCUCAGCUGGCCAAAGCUGGCCGACAAUUGGCCGAGUCGCUGGGCAUUGCAGAAGGGCAAGAUGUGCUUUACGCCGCCUUCUCGCAAGGCCAGAAGAACAGGGCAGCACCACCCCGGGAGAGCCUGCUCUGCCUUUUCACGCUGGAUGAAGUCAAUCAACGCAUCCGUGAGCGUAUCCAGUCAUGCUACCGUGGUGAAGGGCGACUCUCUCUACCGUGGCUUCUCAACAAAGAAUUGCCCUGCAUCAACACGCCCAUGCAGAUCAAUGGCAAUUUCUGUGGAUUGGUACUGAACCAACCCCUAGGAGGGCUGCAGGUCAUCGAGGGACGCCCAUUGCUCCAAGAACAGACAGAGGGCAUGGCCAGUGUUGCUGCUUAUACCUAUCGUGGCCAUUCGGUCGUCUUCAUUGGAACCCGUGCUGGCAACCUGAAGAAGGUUCGUGUGGACAAUCCGGAUGAGGCCCAUCUUUAUGAGUCUGUGCCAGUGAUGCCUGGAGAACCUAUACUGCGUGACAUGGUCCUGAGUCCUGACCAGCGCUACCUCUAUUUGCUCAGCCAGAGACAGGUGGUGCAGCUUCCUGUGGAGAAUUGUGGGCAAUAUCUUUCCUGUGCCGAUUGCUUGGGCUCCCGAGACCCACACUGUGGCUGGUGUGUCCUGCACAAUAGGUGCUGUAGAGAAAGCGAGUGCCCCCGUGCUGCAGAACCCCACCGCUUUACAGCCACUCUGACACAAUGUGUGCAGUUGCUGGUUGAGCCCAGUAAUAUCUCAGUGACAGAACCUAGCAUUGUGCUUCAGCUUACAGUCCACAAUGUCCCAGACCUUAGUUCUGGUGUGACUUGCUCCUUUGAGGGCCUUGGUGAGAGCGAGGGACAGCUUCAGGUAGAUGGAGGGAUCCACUGCCUUUCACCCACUUUGAGGGAUGAGCCCCCUGGAGAAUAUGGUGAUGUACGAACUGUUAGGAUCCAACUUCUGUCCAAGGAAACUGGCAUGGAAUUUGCCAGUACAAACUUUGUCUUUUAUGAUUGCAGCCUUCUACGCACGUGCUUGUCCUGUGUCAGCAGCCACUAUCCGUGCCACUGGUGUAAAUACAGGCAUACGUGCACCCACAAUGUGGCCAAGUGCUUCUUCCUAGAGGGCCGAGUCAACACUGCUGAGGGCUGCCCAGAGCUCCUUCCUGGUGGGGAGAUCUUGAUUCCUGUGGGAGUGUUACAACCCAUUACACUGCGUGCCAAGAACCUUCCACAACCUCAGUCGGGCCAGAAGAAUUACGAAUGUGUCUUGGGAAUCCAAGGUCGCCAACAGCGGGUGCCAGCUGUACGCUUCAACUCCAGCAGCGUACAGUGCCAGAAUACCUCGUAUUGGUACGAUGGUGAGGAGUUGGGUGAACUCCCUCUGGACUUUGAUGUCAUUUGGGAUGGAGAUUUUGCCAUUGACAAGCCACCAGGAUUCAAAGCUCUCUUGUAUAAGUGUUCGGCCCAGCGUUCUAGCUGUGGAUUGUGCCUCAAAUCAGAUCCACGUUAUGAGUGUGGUUGGUGUGUACCUGAACGCCGUUGCCUUUUGCGUCCUCACUGUCCAGCUUCCAGGCAAAAUUGGGUGCCACCCGGUCGACGUGGGGCUCGUUGUACUCACCCUCGUAUUACACAGGUAUUGCCACUGACUGGUCCCAAGGAAGGUGGGACUCGGGUGACAGUUUGGGGUGAAAACCUAGGGCUUCAUUUCUAUGAGGUCGGUGUACGGGUAGCAGGUGUCCGGUGUAGCUCUCUCCCUGCAGAAUACAUCAGUGCUGAGAGGCUGGUGUGUGAACUUGAGCCCUCACUUUUGCCAGAUCCUCCCCCAGGUCCCGUGGAGCUCUGCGUAGGGGACUGCAGUGCAGACUACCGGACCCAGUCGGAUACUCCUUUCACCUUUGUGACCCCCAGCUUUUUUGGGGUUGACCCAGAACGAGGUCCUACCUCAGGUGGGACAAAAAUCAGCCUCCUUGGAAAUCACCUCGAUGCUGGGAGCAAUGUCACAGUUGCAAUUCGAGGAGCACCAUGUCGCCUAAUCAGUCGUAGUGCAGGGGAGAUUGUCUGCCUGUCUCCCCCCUCGGCAUUAGGCCCAGGUCCUGCCAACCUCAGUCUUCGCAUUGAUCGUGCCAACAUCAGCACAAAUGGGACAGUCUUCUUCCGCUAUAGUCCCGACCCAGUGGUCACAGCCAUAGAGCCUGCUUGGAGUAUUGCAAAUGGUAGCACAAGCCUCACAGUGAGUGGGACCCACCUCUUAACAAUUCAGGAACCACGGGUUCGGGCUGCUUAUGGCGGGAUAGAAACCAUCAAUAGUUGUCAAGUGCUAAAUGACUCCAUAAUGUUGUGCAAGGCCCCGGGCAUUAUACCUCGGGAGCAGGCACUGCCCCUUGGAGGUGCUCAUCCUGAUGAGUUUGGCUUCCUCUUGGAUGAUGUGGCUGCCACCCGGACCCUGAACCGUUCUGCUUUUACAUACUAUCCAGACCCGACUUUUGAGACCUUUGGGCCCAGCGGCAUACUGGAAAUUAAACCCGGAUCCCACGUUGUCCUCAAGGGCCGGAAUCUGAUCCCUGCAGUAUCCGGCAGUACACGACUCAACUACACAGUGCUGAUUGGUGGAGAACCUUGCACCCUGACUGUCUCAGAAACCCAAUUGUUGUGUGAUUCGCCAAGCCAAACUGGAGAGCAGCCAGUCAUGAUCCUGGUGGGAGGUCUGUCAUUCUCUCCAGGCACCCUUCACAUCUAUCCUGAGGCAGCCUUGCCUUUGCCAGCUCUGGUGGGCUUAGGAGCAGGAGGAAGCCUCCUUCUGGGGGCUAUCAUUGGGGUGCUGGUAGCCUACAAACGGAAGACACGGGAUGCAGACCGUACUCUGAAGCGCCUGCAGCUGCAGAUGGACAACCUGGAGUCACGGGUGGCUCUGGAAUGCAAGGAAGCUUUUGCUGAGUUGCAGACAGAUAUUAACGAGCUGACAAACAACAUGGAUGGUGUGAAGAUCCCAUUCCUGGAUUAUCGGACAUAUGCAAGGCGUGUGCUCUUUCCGGGGGUGGAUGAUCACCCAGCACUUCAAGAAACCAGUACACCACCAAGCACAGAGAAAGGGCUCCGUCUCUUUGGGCAGUUGCUACACACUCGGCCUUUCCUGCUGACCUUCAUCCACACCCUGGAAGGCCAGCGAGGUUUCUCCAUGCGAGAUAGAGGCGCUGUUGCUUCUCUGACGAUGGUGGCCCUGCAGGGCAGGCUUGACUAUGCUACUGGGGUGCUGAAGCAGCUGCUGGCUGACCUCAUUGAGAAGAAUCUGCAGAACCGUGCCCACCCCAAGCUGUUGCUCCGCCGGACGGAGUCAGUGGCUGAGAAAAUGUUGACCAAUUGGUUUACUUUUCUGCUGCAUAGGUUCCUGAAGGAAUGUGCUGGGGAGCCAUUAUUCAUGCUGUUCUGUGCCAUCAAGCAGCAGAUGGAGAAAGGCCCAAUAGAUGCCAUCACAGGCGAGGCACGCUACUCGUUGAGCGAGGACAAGCUCAUUCGCCAGCAGAUUGAUUACAAGACCUUGACAUUAUUAUGCACCCCUCCUGAGCCACCUGGGGGACCUGCAGUGCCUGUUAAAGUUUUAAACUGUGAUUCAGUGACACAAGUGAAGGAGAAGCUCCUAGAUGCCGUAUAUCGAGGAGUACCCUAUUCGCAGCGGCCACGAGCUGAAGACAUGGAGCUAGAGUGGUGUCAGGGUGCUGGGGGACGGACCAUCUUGCAGGAUGAAGACGCCACAAGUAAAAUUGAGGGAGACUGGAAGCGGCUCAACACGUUGGGACAUUAUCAGGUAGCAGAUGGCUCCACGGUGGCCUUGGUUCCUAGGCAGGCAUCAGGCUACAAUAUUGCAAGCUCCUUCACUUUCACCCAUUCGCUGAGUCGCUAUGAGAGUUUGUUGCGUACUUCCAGCAGUCCAGAGAGCUUGCGCUCAAGAGCUCCCAUCCUCACUCCAGAUCAAGAUUCAGGCACCCGUCUCUGGCAUCUGGUCAAGAACCACGAGCAUCUCGGAGACCCCAAGGAAGGGGAGCGAGGGAGCAAGAUGGUUUCUGAGAUCUACCUCACCCGGCUUCUUGCCACCAAGGGUACAUUGCAGAAGUUUGUUGAUGAUCUGUUUGAGACAGUGUUCAGCACAGCACACCGGGCCAGUGCCCUUCCCUUGCCCAUCAAAUACAUGUUUGACUUCCUGGAUGAACAAGCAGAGCGGAGACAGAUUGGUGAUCCUGAUGUUCGACAUACCUGGAAAAGCAACUGUUUGCCCUUGAGGUUUUGGGUGAAUGUCAUCAAGAACCCACAGUUUGUUUUUGAUAUUCACAAGAGCAGCAUCACGGACGCUUGCCUCUCCGUUGUGGCCCAGACCUUCAUGGACUCGUGCUCCACCUCUGAGCACCGCCUGGGCAAGGAUUCCCCUUCGACAAAGCUAUUAUAUGCCAAGGAUAUCCCUGUUUAUAAAGGCUGGGUGGAAAGGUAUUACCGGGACAUCACCAAGAUGGCUUCCAUUAGUGACCAAGACAUGGAUGCCUACCUAGUAGAGCAAUCCCGUCAGCACGCAGGGGAAUUUAACACGUUGGGUGCACUGGGAGAGCUCUACAGCUAUGUGGGAAGGUACCGUGAUGAGAUCCUGACUGCGUUGGAACGGGAUGCUGCCUGCCGGAAACACAAACUGAAGCCGAAGCUGGAACAAGUCACCACUCUUGUUUCGGGAACAAGCUGAGGAUGCUGGAGGGGGCAGGAGGGCAAAGGGAGCGGGCAGCAGGCAUCCCGGAGAGGUGCCUCCGAAGGGACUCUACCUCCAACUUGGCUUGUGGCCCCACAAAGGGGAACAGACUUGAUCUUUUUAACCUCCCGGGGGGAGGGAGCAAGAGACCUGUGACCUUUUCCCCUGGGGUGGCAGAAAGUCGCUGUGGUGCCUCCCCUCCCCAGCCUUCAGUCUGGAAGCAAUAACAAGCACCCGCCCCUCCUCUGCCUCUGCCUUGGGAGGAGCCACCCAGAAUAAGCAAUGAGGUUGGGGUGCAGCCUGAUCAUGCCCCCUCCCCCUCAAGCCGGCAGCUAAAUGGAACCCCCCCCACCCCAAAUGUUUGUGGACCCCUCCCUUCAAUCAUACCAAUCAUCUCCCUAAUCCCCCACUCCUUGUUGGUAGCUGGUGGAAUCUGCCCUUGUUCUGUUUUUGGUAACCAUGGCAAUUGGAUAUUUUUAAUCUUACCUGACAGUGCUCCCCCCUCAAACAUUCACUCCUACCCCACCUGUUGUGCCCUCACUGGGUGCAGUGCCUUAUUCAUUAAUUUAUUAUUGCAUCUUGUUAAGAUUAUUGGCUGUAAAUGAUUCCAUUCCCUGGGUGUAGAGAUUUCAGUGUAAAAAGUCCUCCAUCCUGCCCACCCCCUCACGUACCCCCCCUCGACCCCUUUGUUCUUAAGAGUCUGUGUAAAUAUUUGCACUGCAGCCUGGAGGGAUUCAGUCCCCCCCUUCCUCCCAAAAAAUAAAAUAAAAUAAAUUAAAAAUAAGAAUAAGAAUCCCCCUUCAGGGAUUAAAGAAUUGUGGUGGGUGUGGGGAAUGCCCCUGCAGCAGCAUGGGCUUUUUAUUAGUUCAUUUUAUAAUUACUUUUUCUUUUGCUAAAUAAAAGCCUGGAAAAAAACACUGCUCUUGAUAUGAUGUGGAGGGAUUGGGGGAAAUGCCAGAAAAUGGGUAUUCCGCGGAAACAGGCCCCCAUACCCAUGUGGUGGGAUUCAGCCAGUUCUCUCUGGAUCGCGCAAACCGGUAGCGGUGACUGUGGGAGGCUCCACCCACCCGCCCGGACAUAAUGCGCGACUACUGCACAUGCGCAGAAGGCCGUGCGUAUGCACAGAGGUGGCACAUGCGAUCAUUUUUGCAAACCGGUAGGGAAGGUAAGUGAAUCCCACCUCUGCCCCAGGAGUGGGUUCUACUUACCUUUACUACUGGUUUGUAGUGGGGAUGCGCGCACCAGUGAGCAAAGCGAGUGCACACAUGCGCUCAGAAGCGUUUUGAUGACGUUGAGGUCAGUGGGCGGAGCCUCCUGCCAAUUUUACUACCGGUUCUAUAGAACCAGUGCGAACCGGUGGCAACCCACCACUGCUCUGCCAUCAUCCUCUUGCAUUCCGGUAUUACAAGGAGAUACUUUGGACAUGGCAUCCCCUUGGGCAGCCUGGCUGUUCUUUUGAAUUGCACCUUUGGGACAAUGCCAGUUCAUUUAGGCAUUACAAAUGUUGAUUUUUUACAGUAUAAUUCUAGCUGAUUCAUCUGCCUGUAUCAACUUCUUCUUUUUGCCCAAGUGCGUAACCCUUUUUAGUCACUGAAUGUGUCUGCCACUAAUUUGCUUGUGUAUACAGAUCAAGGAAGACUUAUAACCUUAAAUACCCAUUGUGGACUGAGCCAAUUUGGGCUGCUUACUCACCACUCUAAAUGCGUCUGUCAGAAACCUUAAGAAGGAUGCUUACUGGUCAUGAAUGGGUAACGUGUCUGCUGCACAAAGCGGGGAGCCUGUUUAACCUUGACUGGGGCAGGGAAUUCCUCUGUUGAAGUGCUAGACUGACCUCCAAAUACCCAAAUAAACUAGGGAGAGUUGAGAUAGACUGUACUAUUUCUGAGGGUUGGUCAGCGGUGGAAUUUACUAACAUAUAUGAAACAUCUUUCUAUGAAAAUGUAACAUUAACAAAGCAAACAUUUGCAAAGCAAAAAUCCUUGCUUCGGCAACUUCCAACUGGGCUUAUUUUCUAUUUGCAAAAAAUUAUUUUAAAAAGAGAGAGAGAAAACAGUUUUAAAAAGUGUUCAUCUACCUCAAACCUGUUUUUUCGGGUCAGCUUUGCACCACUUGCUGGAUCACAUGGAACCAAGUUGCUUCCAUUCUUGUAUAGGGAUUUGAUGUCCGUCAUUUCACUCUCUUUCUGUGGAGACCCGAAUGAUAAAAAUUGCCAACAACAUUUCAGUAUAUUCCUGUAUUGCCUUCCCACUUUUUAAAGACAUUUUAGUUGCUGGGUUUUUUUUUUUUACGUGAUUGCCUUAGCAGCCUAUCUAAUAUGUGAACUGAUAAAGUGGUGUUAAGUUUUUCAUGCUUUUGUGCCUUUAAUUAGCAGUUUCCCCUUUACAGCUUCUGCUCCUUGUUUCAGUGUGGGGAUAACACCAGUGAACAACAGCAAUAAUUUAUUCUCUGAAAGAGGGUAAGUCAUGGUUGACUUCUCAUUUCUCCUUUUGUUCACCUAUAGUGUUAUAAUAAAAUAAUAAUAAUACUUAAAGCUCCCCCCCAAACAAAAACAAACAAGACAAUUAAUGUAUAGCUAAAAUCCCACUGUUAAUGCAGCAAUUGGAAUCCUGGGCAGAAGUCGCCAGGAGGAAACUUCUAAUUAAAGCUGUAGAAACUGGGGUUGUGAGAGAAUAUAGUACAGUACUAAAUUAAAUGUGCUGUGCAACCAC
Pantherophis guttatus is the source of this 8748-nucleotide messenger RNA. It is a transcript of the gene PLXNA3, whose product is annotated as plexin A3. The record is from RefSeq and is a predicted model, not a curated record. Gene Ontology annotation, cellular component: plasma membrane; semaphorin receptor complex. Lineage: Eukaryota; Metazoa; Chordata; Lepidosauria; Squamata; Colubridae. Gene Ontology annotation, biological process: regulation of cell migration; semaphorin-plexin signaling pathway. Gene Ontology annotation, molecular function: protein binding; semaphorin receptor activity.